AGUUUUCUGUAUGUUUGUAUUUAUUUAUUAAUUAGUAGUAAAUAUUGCAAGUUCUAUUGUUCGGGAAUUUUCAGGGAAAAACUUAUGAAACAUGAAGUACAGAUCCAAGUCAUUGGAAAUUUGAAUCUGGUGCCACAAGAGUUAAGAAAUGCAAUGAUCAAAGUAAUGUCCAUGACCAAUGACAACAAAAAACAUAUCUUGAAUUUUGCUUUUGCUUACACUGGUAGAGAUGAUAUUUUACAAGGUGUUAAAAAAAACAGUGAAUGGGGUGGCUGGUGGAAUGUUAUCGCCAUCAGAUGUGACUCAAGAUCUGCUUUCAAAAACAUUGUACACUCGUCAUUCUUCAAAUCCUGGACUACUUAUUCGAACCUCUGGAGAGGUUCGUCUCAGUGAUUUUUUACUUUGGCAGAUGUCUUGCUGUUGUAUUUUCAGCACAAAUGUGCUGUGGCCAGACUUCUCUCCAUGGAACUUUUUGCAGGCUUUGCUUCACUACCAGCAUUUCCAACGAAAUUUAAAAAGGGUACAAAUUCUUGAAAAUAGAUGUGCUGAGUCGUAUCUUAACUUUAAUACAGAAAGUUUUGUUGAGAACCUAAAAAAGGAAGCAUAAUUUAUCUUUGUCAAAAUGUUAACAAGUGCGCUUUAAUUUUUUUAAUGAUCUAGGGAGAGGGGCUGUGGGAAGAAAGGUGGCAGAGUUAUAACAGAGUUCUAAUAACAAACUUAAUUGUAGCACAACUGGUUA
Messenger RNA from Frankliniella occidentalis (western flower thrips), 739 nucleotides. RefSeq names its product dehydrodolichyl diphosphate synthase complex subunit Dhdds-like. Gene Ontology annotation, cellular component: dehydrodolichyl diphosphate synthase complex; endoplasmic reticulum. The coding region runs from base 230 to 607 and encodes 125 amino acids. The record is from RefSeq and is a predicted model, not a curated record. Gene Ontology annotation, biological process: polyprenol biosynthetic process. The transcript is spliced from 3 exons. NCBI's taxonomy places the organism in Eukaryota, Metazoa, Arthropoda, Insecta, Thysanoptera, Thripidae. Gene Ontology annotation, molecular function: ditrans,polycis-polyprenyl diphosphate synthase [(2E,6E)-farnesyl diphosphate specific] activity.